AUGGAGUUCAAUGCUCAUCGUAUUAGAGAAGUGAUAGCGCCUUCGGAGGUUGCAGGUAACCUUCUGAACCAAAAUGAUAUUUUCUCCUUUAAUGUUGAAUCGCUUCCUACAUUGAUACUAGAGGAAUCUGCCUUCAUUACGAUUGAGGAUAAUGAACUAAAUUUACCUACUGAAAGUAGCAAGGAAAAUAUUGACAAUUACCCUGAAGAUAUUGUCUCUGAGCCGGACCCUGAUAUCCCUCCAGAUGUGUUACCUCAUUAUAAGGAGUACCAUUCGGAGUCUGAAGAUAAACAGCAUUAUCUUCAAUUUGAUUCCUUUUCUUCUAAUGUGGAUGUUGGUGGUAAAAUCUGGAUUUUUUGGGCUAAUUCUCUUGAUAUUCAAGUGGUGAGAUCCAACUUGCAGUUUGUCUCGCUUCGGGUCAACACUGGGUCUUUUCAGUUUUUAUUAACUAUCAUCUAUGCUAAGUGUAGUAUGUACGAGAGAAAACUUAUGUGGGAGGACCUUAGCUCCCAAGUUAUGGGGCCGGCUCCUUGCCUGUUUGCUGGGGACUUUAAUAUUAUUCAGAAUAAUUCGGAGAGAAGGGGUGGAUCUCCUAGAUCUAAUGCGGCGAUGGCGGAUUUCAGUGAUUGGAUUCACCAAGGUAGAUUGGUUGAGAUGAAGUCUAAAGGCAGAAUUUUUUCUUGGUGUAAUGGGCAGUCGGGUCUUGCUAGGUCUUGGGCUAAGCUUGAUCGUGUUCUUAUGGAUUUUUCCUUGCUUUCGUAUUUCCCGAAUGCGGUUUGCUCUUACUUGCCAAGAACAACUUCUGAUCACGCCCCCAUGGUUAUUGAGUUCAAGAUGAAUCCUUCUUCUUAUGGCCCUUCGCCUUUUCGCUUUCAACAAAUGUGGGUGGAUCAUCCCCAAUUCUUGUCGUGCAUCAAGCAGGCUUGGUCUGCUACUUUUGAUGGUCAUGGGCUCACAAAAUUGGCUUUUAAAUUGAAGAUUACUAAGGUCGCCUUGCGUGAAUGGAAUAAACAGAAUUUCGGUCAUACUAAAAUGCAUAUUAUAUCCCUCGAGAAGCAAAUUGAGGAGAUGGAACAGAAACUUCAGCAAAAUUGGGAUGAUUCUAUGGAGCGGGAUCUUAUUGCUGCCUCAGCGGAAUUGGAUAAUUGGCUCCGUCGUGAAGAUACUAGACUGGCUCAAAUGGCUAAGUUAAAAUGGCAUAUGGAAGGAGACCGAAAUACUAAAUUUUUUCAUGCAUGCCUUGCUAAUAAACGGCGUAAAAAAGUGAAGCACAUGAGAUCAUCGAAUGGUAUGGUCUUUAAUUCGCUAGAGAGUAUUCAUCAGGGUGCUGUGGAUUACUUUUCUUCUUUUUUGCAGGGCUCCCAGAUUAGCUUGUUACCUGAUUUAUCAACUCUUAUUUCUCCUAUUAUUUCUGAUUCUGACAAUUCGAUGUUGUGUGGGAUGCCUUCUAUGAAGGAAGUGUCUUCUGCUCUUUCUUCUAUUCCUUCUAACAGUUCUCCGGGACCUGAUGGUUUUAGCUCGGGCUUUUUCAAAAGUUGUUAG
Messenger RNA from Juglans microcarpa x Juglans regia, 1542 nucleotides. RefSeq lists its product as uncharacterized. The record is from RefSeq and is a predicted model, not a curated record. NCBI's taxonomy places the organism in Eukaryota, Viridiplantae, Streptophyta, Magnoliopsida, Fagales, Juglandaceae. Bases 1 to 1542 code for a protein of 513 amino acids. The transcript is spliced from 2 exons.